Molecule: messenger RNA, 2453 nt
Organism: Myripristis murdjan (pinecone soldierfish)
Lineage: Eukaryota; Metazoa; Chordata; Actinopteri; Holocentriformes; Holocentridae
Exons: 11
Coding region: 584-1615 (343 amino acids)
Biological process (GO): immune response-regulating cell surface receptor signaling pathway
Cellular component (GO): CD40 receptor complex; external side of plasma membrane
Molecular function (GO): protein binding
Source: RefSeq, a predicted model, not a curated record
AACUUGAAAAUAUGAGUCUGUUGUCCUGCUGCCUAUUAAAGAACUAUUAGGUUCCAUUUUACCAUAACCCACCUACUUUUACUGAAUAAGAUCUUCAUGAGCAGCAAGUUUAUCAAAAUGUGUUUUCACAGUGUGAUAACACAGAACAGGACUGGGGGAAUUUGACUAACAUUCUGUGUCAGCAGGCAGCCCUGUCAAAAUCAAACCAUUAACUGCCACUUUUGAAGAAUCUCUGUUUUUAUCAUAACCCUGUCGCAACUCAUCACGACAGAAAACACUGUUUGAUUCACUCAGCUUACACGGAAACUGAUGAGGCUUUGGUAGAAAAAUGUUAGUCACAGUGCAGAUGGUACAUAUGAGAAAGUCUGAGCUUCAAGUUGUAAACAGGACAGCGCACGGCGGCGGGUAGAGCAGAGUGGGCGGGAGAGACAGGAAGACAGGAAGAUGUUAACAGGUAAGGAAAUAAUGACACAGAAGAUGGGUACAGACGAGAGACGACAGGCAGUCAGAGGCACACCUUGAGGAAGUCCAGCGAGGUUAAGAAAAUAACACGGGCUGAAAACAGGUGCAUUUCAACCAAAGGAUGGGAGUGAUGCAAUACAUCGUGGCUGUCCUGAUGUUAUCUGCACAUUCGGGGCUCACCUCCCCCGUGGACACGCAGAUCGCCCAGUAUUACACAGAGGGAGGCAGGACGUGUCUAAAGUGCCCACCAGGCCAGUACCAGAAGUCUUGCAUAGAGUGUGAGCCAUGUGGUGAUGGCACCUAUACAUCUGACUGGAACACUGAGUCCGUGUGCCAUUACUGUUUCAGAGGCUGCAGAGCAGAUUUGCAUCUGAGGAUCGUUCAGAACUGCAGCAAAACAACCAACAUCAGGUGUCGCUGUGAGGCCGGUUUUGAAUGCACACAGUCUGAACCAAAAUCAAACAACUGCAAAAACUGUGUGAAGAGCAGUGAGACAACAACACCUGCAGCCGUGACCUUACGCCAGACUCCAGCGUUCACAGUGCACAGCAGUACUUCCUCCAAACCAUGCAGCUUGCCCAACUGUGGCUCUCAGCGACUCGCACCAGAAGGAAAUGCCACAGAUGUCAGCAAAGACAUGAAGAGCCGAGAGCUGGCAGCCAUCUUGUGCCCAGUGGUGGCCAUCGGAUGCUGCAUAGCUCUUCUGGUCCUAUUCUGUACCCGAGGUCGUGGAAACGAAACCUGUUUCAAGCUAGCUAUCGUGAAGCUGUGCAAUGAGGGAGGGAGAGAUGCUUCAUCUCACAAAACUAAGGAGUCAACACAGCAGUUUCCCAGAUACGCAUCUACUACAAAACACCAGCCACUGCCCCUUGCCAAUCUGGGCCCAGUCCAUGUCCACAAUCCAGGGACAGUCAUCUUUAGCUUGCUCAGUCAGUUUACUGGCCAAGCUGAUCCGACAAGAGAGGAGGACAGGACAGAAAAGAGGGUCAGCAGUGAGGAAGUGGAAGAAAGGGACUGUCCCGUGUUUCAUCCGACCCCAUCCCCCUGCAUUCACCUCUCAGAGGAGGAGAGGAGCGGAGAGGCAGAAAGAGUAUUCUUCCCCUCUCAGGAGCAGGGAAAGGACUGCCAUAUCUCCAAAGAGGAGGGGAUAUGAUGCGUGACAACAAUCCCAGGGGAUUUGCAAAAGUGUUUGUGACCAGUGGUAUCCUGUGACCCGGCGUAUCCUAAAAGCAUUGCCUAAAGGAAGGAAGGAACUGUCAAAAGUCCUCGAAUGAAUCUGAAAGAGAUUUGGCAUCUUCCUCUGCCAGCUGUGGAGGGAUCACAGCACCCUACAGUGACACCGUUACAGGUACUGGGAAAACUCACAGAGGCCUGUGCACACCAGACCAUAGUCGCUGAGCAAGAAAAAAAAUAUAUAUCUGCACGUCUGAUUUAUACACAGGCAUUUUCACUCUGGAAAAGCAGAUGCAGGGUGACAUCAGAGGUAGCCUAUACAGGGAGAUAUUCCACCUAUAAGAGUAUCUGAGGUCACCUGACCCUAACCCUGGGCCAGACAGAGUGAAAUGAACAGCGCUCAUAAUUAUGUCUUCAUUAUAAAUAUUGAGCUGAGUAACAAUGACAGCAAUAGUCCAGUUACUGGUAAAUAUCUGGAAUCAAAUCUAAUAAUCAUUUUAUGGAAUUAAGCCACAGUGACCUCCAUUGGUUCUCUUGUUUGGCAAGUGCUCAGCACUGCCCCCGAUGGCCAAAAGACUGUACUGCACUCUUUUUUUUCUGUCUCACAGCAGAAGUGGUUCAGCUCUUUAUCUAUAAGCUUUGGUGACCCCCUUGUGUUAUUUAUGAGUUAAGAAACCACACAACUGCACUGUGCUCUUUAAUAAGUUCACUUUGUCAGCUCUAGCAAGUUAACAUUAUUAUUAUUAUUAUUACUACUACUUUUUUUGCACAAGUAGUGGACAUUUUGAUCAUGAUGGAAUGUAACUGUGAAUAAAGAC